CCUUUCCGAGCUCUUUCGCUCAACCACGGGUAGAUUACCGUUCUGCUAAACAUAGCGUUCGGUCUUGCCCUUCCCGAUUCAAGUAGACUUCUUUGCUUCUUUCGAACUCUUAAGGUUCGGCGUUCAGCAGUUGGCUCGUGUGAAGCUUGAGUCAGUUCCCAUUUUGACGGGCGUCCCCAGCAGCAGCGCAUUUCAGGCGGCGGCAGCGACUUUUUAGCAGCACAGCGCCAGGAUGCCGAAGAACAAGGGCAAGGGUGGUAAGAACCGUAAGAGGGGAAAGAACGAGAACGAGGAGGAGAAGCGCGAGCUGGUCUACAAGGAGGACGGCCAGGAGUAUGCCCAAGUGAUCCGCAUGCUCGGAAACGGCCGCCUUGAGGCGCAGUGCAUUGACGGCAAGAAGCGUCUAUGCAACAUCCGCGGCAAGAUGCGGAAGAAGGUGUGGGUGGCCCAGGGUGACAUCGUGCUGGUGGGUCUUCGCGACUACCAGGACGAGAAGGCGGACGUCAUUAUGAAGUACACAGCGGAUGAGGCGCGUGUGCUGAAGCAGUACGGUGAGCUGCCGGAGCACAUUCGUAUCAACGACACGGACGUCAUCUUCGAGGGCGAGGACAAGGAGAACCAGGAGUACUUCGACUUCGACGACAUUGCAGAGAUUUGAGCUGGGGCUUUCAGCCUACAGCCCUUUCGUCUGCAAUCCUGCGGACCACUUGUUACGCGGCGGCUCAUUGUGGAGCCGCCAUUUCAGCUUGAUAAUCGCAAACCUGUCCAAUGCCGUGCACAGUGCUCCUGCUAGUGUGCUUGCUAUUCAGCCCAAAGUGGAGGUACGGAAGCAAAUGCAAGCAGCCCGGUGGCUCAGGGUAUGGCCGUGUAAGGGAGGAGUCGCCCAAGGGGCAGAGCUUGCCACCGGCGCGGGUGGCAGCAAUAGCGCAGGCAGUUGGUGUGCGGUUGGGGUGUAGGUGCACGCGCGGUAUUAGUUUGCGAAGUCGUUGCACGAUGGGGAGCCGCUGUGGGGGCACCAGCUGCGGUGACGGCAUGCUGAGCGGGUUACAUGGGCACCACCAAUGUGGUGAACCUUAUGAGUGCAAAUUACUGGAGUG
Chlamydomonas reinhardtii is the source of this 1097-nucleotide messenger RNA. RefSeq lists its product as uncharacterized. The coding region runs from base 233 to 658 and encodes 141 amino acids. The transcript is spliced from 4 exons. Gene Ontology annotation, molecular function: translation initiation factor activity; RNA binding. Gene Ontology annotation, cellular component: cytoplasm. Gene Ontology annotation, biological process: translational initiation. Lineage: Eukaryota; Viridiplantae; Chlorophyta; Chlorophyceae; Chlamydomonadales; Chlamydomonadaceae. The record is from RefSeq and is a predicted model, not a curated record.